Molecule: messenger RNA, 2943 nt
Organism: Diceros bicornis minor
Lineage: Eukaryota; Metazoa; Chordata; Mammalia; Perissodactyla; Rhinocerotidae
Gene: MEIS2
Product: Meis homeobox 2
Exons: 12
Coding region: 440-1834 (464 amino acids)
Biological process (GO): animal organ morphogenesis; embryonic pattern specification; positive regulation of transcription by RNA polymerase II
Molecular function (GO): RNA polymerase II cis-regulatory region sequence-specific DNA binding; DNA-binding transcription activator activity, RNA polymerase II-specific
Source: RefSeq, a predicted model, not a curated record
CCAGACAACAUCAAACAGCCAAACGACUCCCUCCUCACUUCCUCCCUCCCUAUUCCGCCGCGGUCCCAAAGACUCUCCAGGGUGGCCCUUGUCCGCACGGCUUGGAGGGAGUGCUCUCUGAGUUAAGCUGGUCUCUUCUUGUCCUGGAAAAAAUGAAUGUUGACAUCAAGGGUCCUGGAUCUGUACAGGGAAGAAAGUACCACUUAAAAAAAAAACUCUAGCCCGGCGGUGGUACCGUCUGCAGCGCCUGCUGCCCCUGGAUGUUAGCGGAAAGCCUUCGUGCGCGGUAGUCGGCUGGCAGAGGAGUGGGGCCCGCGGAGUUAAAAGGAACAAAAGCGAGAGCGCCAUGACAAACGUCCCCGACACGACCCCAUUAGGCAUGAGCCCGGAGUGAUGGGAAAAUGAACUAGAAUACGAUGAGCUGCCCCAUUACGGCGGGAUGGACGGAGUAGGGGUGCCUGCUUCCAUGUACGGAGACCCUCACGCGCCGCGGCCGAUCCCCCCGGUUCACCACCUGAACCACGGGCCGCCGCUCCACGCCACGCAGCACUACGGCGCGCACGCCCCGCACCCCAAUGUCAUGCCGGCCAGCAUGGGAUCCGCUGUCAACGACGCCUUGAAGCGGGACAAGGACGCGAUCUAUGGGCACCCGUUGUUUCCUCUGUUAGCUCUGGUCUUUGAGAAGUGUGAGCUGGCGACCUGCACUCCCCGGGAACCCGGAGUGGCCGGCGGAGACGUCUGCUCCUCCGACUCCUUCAACGAGGACAUCGCGGUCUUCGCCAAGCAGGUUCGCGCCGAAAAGCCACUUUUUUCCUCAAAUCCAGAGCUGGACAAUUUGAUGAUACAAGCAAUACAAGUUCUAAGGUUUCAUCUUUUGGAGUUAGAAAAGGUCCAUGAACUGUGUGAUAACUUCUGCCACCGGUACAUUAGCUGUUUGAAGGGGAAAAUGCCUAUCGACCUCGUCAUUGAUGAAAGGGACGGCAGCUCCAAGUCAGACCACGAAGAACUUUCAGGCUCCUCCACAAAUCUCGCUGACCAUAAUCCUGCAUCUUGGCGAGACCACGAUGAUGCGACCUCCACCCACUCAGCAGGCACUCCAGGGCCCUCCAGUGGAGGCCAUGCUUCCCAGAGUGGAGACAACAGCAGUGAGCAAGGGGACGGUUUAGACAACAGUGUAGCUUCACCUGGCACAGGUGACGACGAUGAUCCAGACAAGGACAAAAAACGCCAGAAGAAAAGAGGCAUUUUCCCCAAAGUAGCAACAAAUAUCAUGAGAGCGUGGCUCUUCCAGCAUCUCACACAUCCGUACCCUUCCGAAGAGCAGAAGAAACAGUUAGCGCAAGACACAGGACUUACAAUUCUCCAAGUAAACAACUGGUUUAUUAAUGCCAGAAGAAGAAUAGUACAGCCCAUGAUUGACCAGUCAAAUCGAGCAGGUUUUCUUCUUGAUCCUUCAGUGAGCCAAGGAGCAGCGUAUAGUCCAGAGGGUCAGCCCAUGGGGAGCUUUGUGUUGGAUGGUCAGCAACACAUGGGGAUCAGGCCUGCAGGUUUGCAGAGCAUGCCAGGGGACUACGUUUCUCAGGGUGGUCCUAUGGGAAUGAGUAUGGCACAGACAAGUUACACUCCUCCCCAGAUGACCCCACACCCUACUCAAUUAAGACAUGGACCCCCAAUGCAUUCAUAUUUGCCAAGCCAUCCCCACCACCCAGCCAUGAUGAUGCACGGAGGACCCCCAACCCACCCUGGAAUGACUAUGUCAGCACAGAGUCCCACAAUGUUAAAUUCUGUAGAUCCCAAUGUUGGCGGACAGGUUAUGGACAUUCAUGCCCAAUAGUAUAAGGGAACUCAAGGGAAAAGGAAACACACGCAAAAACUAUUUUAAGACUUUCUGAACUUUGACCAGAUGUUGACACUUAAUAUGAAAUUCCAGACAGCUGUGAUUAUUUUUUACUUUUGUCAUUUUUCAUCAAGCAACAGAGGACCAAUGAGACAAGAACACAAAUGUGAAAUCAUGGGCUCACUGAGACAAUUCUGUCCAUGUAAAGAUCCUCUGGAAAAAGACUCCGAGAGUUAUAACUACUGUAGUAUAAACCAUAGGAACUAAGUUAAACUUGUACAUUUCUGUUGAUCACUCCGUUAUGUUGCCUCAAAUAGUUUUAGAAGAGAAAAAAAAAUAUAUCCUUGUUUUCCACACUAUGUGUGUUGUUCCCAAAAGAAUGACUGUUUUGGUUCAUCAGUGAAAUCACUAUCCAGGAGAGACUGUGGUAUAUUUUAAAUCUGUUGGGCCAAUGAGAAAAGAACCACGCUGGAGACCACGGUGAACAUUUGGCUGAACCUCAUCCCUCAGACUCCAGCUUCAAGAAUGUGUUUUCAUGCCCAGCCUUUCUUCCUCCAUAAAUGUGUCCUUUAGUUUCAAACAGAUCUUUAUAGUUUGUGCUUCAUAAGCCAAUUCUUAUUAUUAUUUUGGGGGACUCUUCUUCAAAGAGCUUGCCAGUGAAGAUUUAAAGACAGCAGGAGCUCCUUUCAGGAGUCUGAAGCCUUGGCUGUGGACAAAACAAUCUUAAGUUGGGCAGCUUUCCUCAACACAAAAAAGUGAAUGGUCACUGCACCACAACUAGGACUUGAUCAGAAACUCAAAGCUUGGGGGAUAAAAAGGAGCAAGAGAUUACUGUAACAAACUUCGUACAGAGUUCAGUCUAUUAAUUGUUUCAUGUUAGAUAUUCUAUGUGUUUACCUCAAUUGAAAAAAAAAGAAUGUUUUUGCUAGUAUCAGAUCUGCUGUGGAAUUGGUAUUGUAUGUCCAUGAAUUCUUCCUUUCUCAGCACGUGUUCCUCACUAGAAGAAAAUGCUGUUACCUUUAAGCUUUGUCAAAUUUACAUUAAAAUACUUGUAUGAGGACUGUGACGUUAUGUUAAAAAAAAAAAAGGUGUUAAGUCACAAAAUG